AGCGGUAAUGCGUUUGCCAACCGACAUUAAACCAACGAAGAAGAAAAAGAAGUUAGCAUAGCUGCAAAAAAAAGUAGAAGCUGAAAACAAAGUCGAACUGCGAUGCGGUGUAUUCCAGUUUAAAAACAUUCAACAUGUUGAAAGAGUGUGUGAAGGAGCGACUGAUGGCGGCGGCGGAUGAAAUAUUUGCGCUGUUUGAAAGAAUGAUAGCGUCGUACGAGGAGGAACUUUCUCGAACAAGAGAGGAGAAGGAGCGACAUCGACGACAACUGGAAGCUGUUGUCAAGACUCAGACUGUGCUACCCGGUAAAAAUGUCCAGCAAGUUAAAGAGGAAGAGGAGGAACUCUGGACCGCUGAGGAGGGAGAGUGUUCUUUAAGGCCAGAAGAGGCCGAUGUGUCUGUUGUCUCUGUGGAGAUUGAAGAUGAUGAUGAGGAACCAAAAGCAAACGUCUUAGCUUCACUAACAUAUAAUGUCCAGCAGCCCCCACAACUUAAAGAGGAAGAGCAGGGAGAGUGUCUUUUAGGGCCAGAAGAGGCUGAUGUGACUGUUGUCUCUGUGAAAACUGAAGAUGAUGACGAGGACCCAAAAGCAAACGUUUUAGCUUCACUAACGUAUAGUAAGGACACGGCAUCACACUCUCCUGAGAGUGAAGACAGGAAAGACACCCAAGAAGCUUUGAGCAGCGAUACAGACUGUGAAGGUGAUAUGAGGACUCACGCUGACAACAAACAAUGCUCUGAAAAGAAGAUGCGUACAGAAGGAUUUACUUGCUCAGUUUGUGCUAAGAGGUUUUCUUUUCAGAGUCAUUUGAAAGAACACAUGCGAACACAUACCGGAGAAAAACCUUUCAGAUGCUUGGUUUGCGCCAAAAGAUUUUCCCACCGUUCAACAAUGGUCUCCCACAAGAGGACACACACAGGAGAAAAACCUUUUAAAUGCUCUGUUUGUGGCGACAGCUUUUCCCGAAAAAGCAACGUGACCCAACACAUGCGAAUGCACAUGAGAGAAAAACCUUUUAGUUGCACAGUUUGUGGCAAAGAAUUUACUCAAAAGGCCCACAUGAUAUCACACAUGAGAACGCACACGGGAGAAAAACCUUUCAGUUGUUCGGACUGCGGUAAAACUUUCGCUAAAAAGGCAAACAUGCUGGGGCACACCAGAACUCACACAGGAGAAAAACCUUUUAUUUGCCCAAUCUGUGGCGAUAGUUUUGUCCAAAAAGUAUCUUUGAUUGCACACAGAAGAACACACACGGGAGAAAAACCAUUUAAAUGCACAGUUUGUGGCAAAAGUUAUUCCUAUAAGAAGACAUUAACAGCACAUGUGAGGACACACAAAGGAGAUUAAACAGCUCCCUGUCCAUUGUGCUAAAAACCAUAUAGAUUUUGUGUGGUGUUAACAGUAGCUACACAACUUUAAAUCAACACUGAUGCAACAUUUGUGUUUGGAGUUUUACUGCAUUCUAGGAAACACACACAUCCAUAAUCUAUUAUUGUUUAUCACAUGUGCUGUUAUUUUUUCGGUCAUCGUUGUUAGCGUAUUUUUCGGAUUAUAAAUCGCAGUUUUUUUCAUAGUUUGGCCGGGGGUGCGACUUAUACUCAGGAGCGACUUAUGUGUGAAAUUAUUAACAUUUUACCGUAAAAUAUCAAAUAAUAUUAUUUAGAUCCUUCAUGGAAGAGACUAGACGUAUAAGAUUUAAUCGGAUUUAGCAAUUAGGAGUGAUAGAUUGUUUGGUAAAUGUAUAGCAUGUUCGAUAUGUUGUAGUUAUUUGAAUGACUCUUACCAUAAUAUGAUACGUUAACAUACCAGGCACCUUCUCAGUUGGUUAUUUAUGCGUCAUAUAACGUACACUUAUUCAGCCUGUUGUUCACUAUUCUUUAUUUAUUUUAAAUUGCCUUUCAAAUGUCUAUUCUUGGUGUUGGAUUUUAUCAAAUAAAUUUCCCCCAAAAAUGCGA
This is a messenger RNA of Nerophis ophidion (straightnose pipefish), 1957 nucleotides long. Its product is annotated as oocyte zinc finger protein XlCOF22-like. Gene Ontology annotation, cellular component: nucleus. The transcript has 3 exons. The record is from RefSeq and is a predicted model, not a curated record. The coding region runs from base 135 to 1349 and encodes 404 amino acids. Lineage: Eukaryota; Metazoa; Chordata; Actinopteri; Syngnathiformes; Syngnathidae. Gene Ontology annotation, biological process: regulation of transcription by RNA polymerase II. Gene Ontology annotation, molecular function: DNA-binding transcription factor activity; RNA polymerase II cis-regulatory region sequence-specific DNA binding.